Molecule: messenger RNA, 416 nt
Organism: Ilyonectria robusta
Lineage: Eukaryota; Fungi; Ascomycota; Sordariomycetes; Hypocreales; Nectriaceae
Exons: 1
Coding region: 87-296 (69 amino acids)
Source: RefSeq, a predicted model, not a curated record
CUUCAUUAUAUUCCCUCUUCUCCAAAUUUCAAUCCCUCGCGCAGAACACAGUCGCCUACCAACCGUGCCAACCAAAUGAGCCCGAGAUGACAGCCCCGAAGAAGCCUCGGCGACAUUCCGGAAGCCAAAGUGACGGAUCAAGACCUGCACGACAUCCUGGGCGUCAUCAAAAGAACAAGCAGAGCGCGGACAAAGAAAACCCUAAGACCGACAACCUCGCCGGAACUUCCCUUCCGCCGCUUGGCCCGUCACGCACGCUUCAGCGGCUCCAAGAACAUAAUGUUGAGACUGUAUGACAAAGAAGGCCCGAUACGCUGGUGGCUGGGAUGUGGAUACUACGUAGUUUGGCGGAGCUGUGUUCCUCAGACAUAAAGCGCUUAGACCUUAAUAAUCCCAAUCCACCUUUUGUCUUAUCA